AUUCGAUAUCAUUUAGACUCCCCCCCUUUUUAUACAUAUAAAUAUUUUAACCCUCCUUUAUGUUUUCAUUACCUCUCCAUCAAUGAUCAAUAAAAAUCAUUCUCAUUUUUUUUUUUAUUUUAUGACACUUUCUUCCCAACUUUAUACAUAGAUGACUAAUUCCUUCUUCACAGAUCCAUUUCAACAUCUUAAUCUUCAAAUCAAGCAAUGGUUUGCCCCUGGAUGGAUGGUGACUAUCUCGGUUCUUCAAGUUAUUGCCACAAUGGUUUUGGUCAGUCUUUUCUUUAUCACGAAAGACAUAUCUCUUGUAUCUUCCUGUAUUCUUUCUGUCGUCAAUUUGGGUUAUGCACAAUAUGAUUUGAUUUCCAUUGGAUUAUUGAUUGCUGGGCCUCUUUUCCAAUGUAUUCUGUGUCUUGAAGCUUUAUUCCAACGUCAAGCUGCAUGUCUUUAUGCUAUGCUCUUAUUUGAAGUAUGGCUUAUCAUUUAUACAGCUAUUCAAGCAUAUGUUCAUCCUCAAGUGAUUCAAGCAGCUGCUGAAUGUCAAUACAAGAACAACAAUAAUAUUGAAACCAGUCAAAAUGGUAUGAUGAUGAAUGAGCCGAUGAUCAGUUAUAGUGUGGUAGCAGUGACAUGUAUCAGUUUUCUUCUUCUUCUUAUCUUGGCGAUCUAUCAUCGACAGUCAUUUCAACAAUCCAUGGAUCCUGUGCAUGGUGCAUUGGCUGGUUUGUUAAAACUGGAUUUUUACCUGACAUUUGCCUAUUUGGUCCAAUUAUUACCUCUCCCUCUGAUCCAUACUGAUGUUGUUCCUGUGGCUGAACUGGUGAUUGUGUUUGGUACGGCCUGUUUGAUAUUUUUAUUGGCGUGGGGUUUAGUGCUGGUGACAUGGCAACCGCUUCCUUGGUGGCGUAUCUCCCUCCAUAUGGCUGGUCUUGGCUUGAUGUGUCUUGGCGCCAUCACUUAUCUCUGUUAUCGAUUGAUCGUCUUUGCUCUGGAUCCUCAUUUUGUCUUACGCUAUUGCUUGAUCUUCACCAGUCUAUUUCUGAUCAUCACCUUGUUAUUGACCAUGAGUGUCGUCACCACCUGUGCCGCUCGCCAAUGGCAAAUGCGACAUCAUCCGCCAUCAUCAUCAUCAGCAUCGUUACUGCAUCCCGACAAUCAGCACAACAAGAACGAGACGAAACAAUUGAAUCAUCAAGACGAUGAUGAUAGUAUUCAUAUGUUUUUGACCCCUCAACAAUCUAGGAUACCUAUCGAUUAGUAUAGCCAUUUUCUUUUUUUUUUUUAUUUAGAUGAACACAAUAGGAUUUAGC
This is a messenger RNA of Halteromyces radiatus, 1310 nucleotides long. RefSeq lists its product as uncharacterized. The transcript is spliced from 2 exons. NCBI's taxonomy places the organism in Eukaryota, Fungi, Mucoromycota, Mucoromycetes, Mucorales, Cunninghamellaceae. The coding region runs from base 152 to 1258 and encodes 368 amino acids. The record is from RefSeq and is a predicted model, not a curated record.